CGACGCUUGUUGGAGUUUAGACAAGCGGAGUGAGCAAAAUGGCGGACGAAGAUAUUACGCUUGAUGGGAAACCUCUACAAUCGCUCCGAGUUGCGGAUUUGAAAGCCGCCCUGGAGCAAAGAAACCUCCCAAAAAGCGGGCAGAAAAACCAACUCAUCAAGCGGCUCAAAGGGGCUCUGAUGUUAGAAAACCUACAGAAGUCAUCGUCCUCGCACGGCGGGCUGCAGCCCAACUCUCAGAUCGGUGAAGAGAUGUGCCAGAACAGCUUUAUAAAACAAUACCUGGCCCAGCAGCAAGAGCUCCUUCGCCAGAGACUGGAGAGAGAGGCGAUGCAAGAGGAAGAGGCUGAUGAAAGCCCAGCAGCACCAGAGGAGGAUGAAGACCACUCUGAGGACAAUGACAGCUCUUCCUAUAUCUCUGACAAGCAGCAUCGAACCAUUCCGUCCCAGCCCUCUGCGUCCACACAUGAAGAAAGAGGAGGAGGAGAUGCUUUGAUGGGUCAUAGCUCUGGUCCUACCUUCCACCUGCAGGAGUCUCCUGAGGCUCCAAGUGCAAGGAUGCAGCGAGCCCCCUUUCUCCAAGGACACAAGGAGCCACCAGCGCCCUCUCCUCCCCGUGCAGUUGCCUCCCUGUCAGUGCGUGUUCUGGGACAGCCGGACCGCCAGGGACUGCCCCCUGCUGUACCCCGAGCCCAGGAGAAGGAGGGCACCGCACCAAGUGAACCGGGAUCAGCUCACUCAGUCCUCCACCUCAGCAGAUCUGCUGGGGGCUCGGCAGGAAGCAACGCCCACGACAACAGCGAUGAAGGCGAUGAUGGUGAUGAUGAGAGCGACGAUGAGGACUGGGGCCCCGGUCCUGGCGGGGCACGAAGGGGGAACAGAGUGCCUCCCUUGCCGCAGCAGAUGCCCCCCAGUCUCCCACCAGCGGCUGCAAGAUCCAAACGCAAGCUUCAGCCCCCGCAGCACAUCCCACCUCCACAGGUACACCACACUCCCAUGCAGCUGCGCCACCCCACUCCUCCUCCCUCUCCACCCCCCAACCUGUUCUCCCUGCCUGACACUCCCAAACAGAGCCCACCAGACACAGAUGACCAUGAGGCAGAGGGUCCCGAAGCUGCUCGUCACCCAAGGGUGGUGCCUUUCCCACCUUCCACCAUGCAGAGGCAAGACUCUGACACAAGCUCUCGCUCCAGCAGCCCUGAACCCCCCGUGAAGCGCAGACCAGGUCCCCUUUCUCUGCUUGUACACAAGAUGGAGUCAGAGGGGGCUUUUGGUGCCGUGGACACCACAUCAGCUGAUGGCAUGUCAGGAAAGACAGCAUGUUCCACUGCCGGGUCUUCUAGUGAAUCGUCACUGCAAAAGUUAGAGACAAAGAGGCAACAAGAAAACAGAGAGAUGGAGGAAGAGAGGCGACUGAAGGAGGAGAAAGAGAAAGAGCAACAGCAGGAGCUGGAGCGAGAGCGAAGGAAAACACAAGAGCAGGAAAGAGAGAAGAAACGCUUGGAAGAAGAGAAGGAAAAGGAGAGAAAACGACUGGAAGAGGAGAGGAAGCAGUGCCAGAAAGAGGAACAAGAAAAAGAGAGAAAACGUCUGGAAGAGGAGAGGAAACAGUGCCAGAAAGAGGAACAAGAAAAAGAGAGAAAACGUCUGGAAGAGGAGAGGACACAGCGCCAGAAAGAGGAACAAGAAAAGGAGAGAAAACGUCUGGAAGAGGAAAAAGAAGAGGAGAAGAAACGCCAGGAUGAGAAGAAGCGAAGAGAGGAGAAACGGUUAAAGGAGGAGCAGGAAAAAGAGAAAGCUGUCAAACAGAGAGUGGUGGUGACUGAGGCCCAAGAUUCAGGCUCCUCGUCAGAUUCUGACUCUAAAUCAGACUCCUCUUCACGGUCCUCACAGUGUUCCUCCUCCUCAGGAGAUAAAAUCCAACCUGCCAGGCAGCUGAAGAAGGCAGGCCAACGACAAGACGCAGAAGAUGAGAAAAAGAUGAACCAGAGUAAAGGGGCAGAGAAAACACACCUUUCAAAAAGGGAGGUGUCGGAGCCCAGCGCCGCUGCUGUGACGGAGGUGGAACCAGACUCAGAGAGCUCCAUGGCUGAGCAGCCAGCCUCUGGGGCUGAGCCGGAGAACAGCGAAGGCCGCCUGGAGGAGAGCACCACUCCUAAGGCUUUUGCUGCUCGCAAGAUAUCCUUAAACAGCAGCAAGACGUCUCCAGCCACUACGGAUGGAGGAGCAGGGGAGCCUGAUGGAGGAACCGCAGCAGGGAGGAAGAGGCGAUGGGGCUCCAGCACAGCAGUGACAGCUAAGAAACCAUCCAUCACAAUUACCACCGAGUCCCUGAAGUGUUUAAUCCCAGACAUCAAAGUAAACCAGGAGGCAGUGGUGGAGCUUCACCCAGAGGAGCUGCAGUUGUCUGGAGAUGAGGAAAACCUGGACGCUAACCAGAGCGACCCGGACAAAGGCCUCAAGAUCCGACGCACCGUCACACAGGUUGUCCCAAGUGACAGCCAGGAAAAUGGACAGACAAAUGAAGAGGAAGAAGAGGUUGAGAAACCAGAGAUAAGAGAAAAGCAACGGAGGGCAUCAAGAGACAAAAGGAAGAGCAGUCUUUCUGAGGAAGCUUCAGAAACACAGACAUCUGUCAGCCUCGACGGAGAGGCAAAGAAGGUUACCCCGAGUGACAGUCUGGUGCGUCGCUCGAUUAGUCAGCAGAAGUCUGGUGUGUCUGUCACCAUCGACGACCCCGUCCGCUCAAACAAGCAGCCAUCGCCGCCUCGUGGGAAAGUUUCAAACAUCAUUCAUGUGACAAACCUGGUACGACCCUUCACUCUGGGCCAGCUCAAAGAGUUACUGAACCAGACAGGCAGCGUGGUGGAAGAGGGAUUCUGGAUCGAUAAGAUUAAAUCUCACUGCUACGUCACCUACGCUACAUCAGAGGAGGCAAUCGCUACCAGAGCUGCACUCCACGGGGUCAAAUGGCCAACGAGCAAUCCCAAAGUGCUUAAUGUGGACUUCUGUGAGCAGGACGAGCUGGACUUUCACAAAGGCGUCCUGAAGCCAGACAGGGAGGAGGAACUCGUCGUCCAGCCAGGUGCUCCUCAGAACCGGCUGCCCCCUCUGAUGCCUGAGCGAGACCGGGACAGAGACCGUGAAAGAGACCGGGAGCGAGAACGGGAACGGGACAGAGGUGUGCGGGAUCUGUGGGCAGAGCGGGAACGAGAGAUGCAGCGCCGGGAAAGGGCGCGAGGAGAGCGGGAAUGGGACCGGGACAAGGUCCGGGAGUUCGCAAGACCGGGAGAGGACGAGCAACGAUCUAGAUCCAGAGACAGAGAGAGGAGGAGGAGGGAGAGAGCCAAGAGCAAGGAGAGGAAGACCGACAAGAAGGAGAAAGGAGAUGAACCUCCAGCCAAACUGCUGGACGACUUGUUCCUCAAAACCAAAGCAGCUCCAUGUAUAUACUGGCUUCCCCUCACCGAGGAGCAGGCGGCGCAGAGGCUUUUAGAUCGCACAGAGCGGCAAAAGGAGCGCGAGCGAAGGCGCAAAGAGCAGCAAGAGGAGGAGGACAAGAAACGGGAAGAGGAGAAGAAGGAGAGGCUGAAGGCCCGGGAGAAGGACGGCGGCGUGGCGGCGAGCGGCGGGGCAGCCGGACGAGCAGCCGAAGGAGACCGAGAGCGGGACCGAGGCCGAGACAGGGAGGGAAAUCGCAGUCGAGACAGGGAGGGAAAUCGCAGUCGAGACAGGGAGGGAAAUCGCAGUCGAGACAGGGAGGGAAAUCGCAGUCGAGACAGGGAGGGAAAUCGCAGUCGAGACAGAGAGGGGGACCGUAGCCGAGACAGGGAGGGGGAGAAGAGGUGGGACAGCAGCCACCGGCCCAGACGACCGUCUCCAGGCGCCGGUAGUGGACGACGGUCUCGCAGUCGUAGCAACCCCAGGGACAGACGCCGCUGAGGGCCUGGAGGCCGCAGGGAAAGCUGAAGAGUGCUAGAGGGGGGAAGCAGCGUAGCAGAGGACGCAGCAGACAGGAAGUCUUGGGAGGGAGUGUUUCCACGUGGCCAGACGUCUCUCUCGCCUCAUGUUCAGGACUUGUGUCUGCCCCUCGCUACCUGCCCCACUGUGCUUUAACUCGUCCACUUCGACGCCAGCGUUGUCUUCCACACACUUCUGCCAUUUCCCCCCUCCUGCCUUCUUAAUGUUCUCACACAUAAUCCUGAUUACAUUUGUAGGAAAAUGUCAGUUCAUCUUUCUCCUGUCCCGCGCUCUUCUGUUCUUUGUCUUCCAAAAGUAAAAUUCUGUCCUUUGUCCUGUAGAGAGCAGCGUUCCUCCUCGUCUCUGUGUAGUGCCGUCAGAAUUCUCCUCCAUUGAAGAAAAAGAAGCAGAGGGCGGUUGUUUUCUGGCUUCAUUUAGUCCCGCUGAGGUUUGGGAGCCCGCCUCUUUAUUUUAGUUCUGCGGGCACACAUUUCCUUCCUCCUCACAGCCCUGUAAUAUAACCAGAUAAAAAUAGAUCCCUGACCUUCACAUAUUUUCUAGCGUAAGUUGUAAUGUUCCAGUCUUCAGCACUAAGUUGUUGUUUUUUUACUCUUACAAGCAAUCCUUGUGAAAGUGAGGAACGUUAUUUUGUUUUGUUGAAGUAUUCUGAAUCAUGUUUUGUUUUGUUUCCACCCUUGGGGGAUUUUUGUGCUUUACAGCAAGCAACGUUAGAGUAACAAACAAAAGGUGCAACUGGUCUCAACACUGUAAAGUAGGAAGAGACGUGGUCUUAUGCCUGAAUCUGUAUUUAGGGGAUGUUUAAGGGGACUAGGAGAGGAAAUGAAAUUCUUCGAUUAUUAUGGGAAGCUGAGUUUCUAUUCUCAAACACGUCCUCUGACCCUUCAAUCAUAUAUUUAAGAGGAGAAUACGAAUAAAAAGUUUAUCUUCUAAUAGAGUAAUGGUUACAAUUUUAAUAUUUUUAAUUUUGUUUGUAGCUUGAAACAUUUUAAUUUUGAUUUUUUUCCCCCAUUUUCUCCUGCCAGUGCUGAAUGUACCUGAGAAUUUAACAAAAGUGAUUAAAUUUAAAUUGGUUCUCA
This is a messenger RNA of Acanthochromis polyacanthus (spiny chromis), 5056 nucleotides long. RefSeq names its product apoptotic chromatin condensation inducer 1b (gene acin1b). The coding region runs from base 39 to 3941 and encodes 1300 amino acids. The transcript has 17 exons. The record is from RefSeq and is a predicted model, not a curated record. NCBI's taxonomy places the organism in Eukaryota, Metazoa, Chordata, Actinopteri, Pomacentridae. Gene Ontology annotation, molecular function: RNA binding.